GUGAGUACAGCUGUGAGCUGAGUAGGCAACACCAAAUUGUGUUAAAUCGCUAAUUAUUUGAGGUAUCAGAUAUCAGAAAAUUUCAGCCCACUCUUUUUGUAAAUUUAUAUACACCCACUCUGGGAGCUAAUUGCAACAACGCCAAAUAAAUAAGAAAAAACUAUAAUUAAAUAAUUUCAAAAAUAUCUAAAAAUAAAGUAAUUUAAUAUUGAUAUUAUUAUUUAUCAUUGAUUAUGAUUAUAGUUGUGUCAAUAAUAAUUGAGUAAUUAAAUUGAUAACAAGCAAACAAAUCAAUUCUAACCUAAAAAUUUAAAGGUAACAUCAAAACGUGGACAAAAAAUGGAUUAUGUACCAGCAGAGCAGAGUGAUUUAUUGUCAAUUAAACCAUUGGGUGCUGGUCAGGAAGUCGGAAGAUCUUGUAUAAUGCUUGAAUUUAAAGGAAAAAAAAUAAUGCUUGAUUGUGGUAUUCAUCCAGGUUUAUCAGGUAUGGAUGCAUUGCCAUUCAUUGAUUUAAUUGAACCAGAUGAAAUAGAUUUAUUAUUAAUAUCACAUUUUCAUUUGGAUCAUUGUGGUGCAUUACCAUGGUUUUUUAAAAAUACAAGUUUUAAAGGACGUUGUUUUAUGACACAUGCAACAAAAGAAAUUUAUCGUGUGCUUUUAUCUGAUUACAUUAAAAUCAGAAAUAUUGCAUAUGAACAAAUGCUGUAUACUCAAUCUGAUCUUGAAGCAAGUUUGAAUAAAAUUGAAACAAUAAAUUUUCAUGAAGAAAAAAAUGUAUUUGGUAUAAAAUUUUGGGCCUAUGUUGCUGGUCAUGUACUUGGUGCAGCAAUGUUUAUGAUCGAAAUUGCUGGUAUUAAAAUAUUAUAUACUGGUGAUUUUAGUAGACAAGAAGAUCGUCAUUUAAUGGCUGCUGAAAUACCAAAUGUACAUACAGAUGUAUUAAUAACAGAAUCAACAUAUGGCACAGUUAUACAUGAAGAACGUGAAGAUAGAGAGAAUAGAUUUACAAAUUUAGUCCAUGAAAUUGUUAAUCGUGGUGGUAAAUGUCUCUUACCAGUAUUUGCCCUAGGUAGAGCACAAGAAUUAUUAUUAAUACUUGAUGAAUAUUGGGCAUUACAUCCAGAGCUACAUGAAAUACCAAUAUAUUAUGCAUCAUCACUUGCUAAAAAAUGUAUGACUGUUUAUCAAACAUAUGUUAAUGCAAUGAAUGAUAAAAUACGUCGUCAAGUUGCAAUUAAUAAUCCAUUUGUAUUUAAACACAUAUCAUAUUUGAAAGAUAUUGAUUAUUUUGAUUAUAUUGGUCCUUGUGUUAUCAUGGCAUCACCAGGUAUGAUGCAAACUGGUUUAUCAAGAGAAUUAUUUGAAUCAUGGUGUACUGAUGCUACUAAUGGUGUUAUUAUUUCUGGAUAUUGUGUUGAGGGUACACUUGCUAAAACAAUUCUAUCUGAACCAAAAGAUAUUGAAACGUUGAGUGGAGAAAAAUUACCAUUAAAAAUGUCUGUACAUCAAAUAUCAUUUUCAGCACAUACAGAUUAUCAACAAACAUCUGAAUUUAUAAGAAUUUUAAAACCACGACAUGUUGUACUGGUACAUGGUGAAGCUUAUGAAAUGGGAAGAUUAAAAGCAGCAUUGCAACGUGAAUAUGAAGAUGAUCCAUCAACAACAAUCGAAAUACAUAACCCAAGAAAUACUGUUGCAGUUAAAUUAUAUUUUUCUGGUGAAAAAACAGCUAAGGUUGUGGGUACACUUGCUAUUGAUACACCAAAACCAGGACAAAUUUUAUCUGGUGUUAUUGUUAAAAGAAAUUUUAGCUAUCAUAUGUUAGCACCAUCUGAUUUAUCAAAAUAUACUGAUAUGGGUAUUGCACAAAUUGUACAAAGACAAAGUAUUGCUUUUAAUUCAUCAUGGUCUGUACUUAAACAUUUACUACAACAAAUAUCUGGUGCACUUGAUAUUAUUAAUGAUAAAAAAAUAAGAGUAUUUAAUAAUGUUGAUGUUACUAUCGAUGGUAAAGUUGUAACACUUGAAUGGAUUGCAACACCAGUUAAUGAUAUGUAUGCUGAUUCAAUUGUUGUUGCAUUAUUACAAUCUGAAAUGUUAGAAACACCACCAAAAAUAUUACCAGCACCAACUAAAAUGGAUCAUAUGCAUUUUAAAGAAUGUCUCAUUGAAAUGUUACAAGAAAUGUUUGGUGAAAAAUCAGUACCAAGAAUAUUUGAAGGUGAAAAAUUAUAUGUCACUGUUGAUGAUAAAAAAGCACAUAUUGAUUUAACAAGUCUUGAAGUAUCAUGUCCAGAGGAUGAUACGUUUGAACAAAUUGUCAAAACUGCUGUUACCCAAUUGCAUCAAUCACUUGCACCAACUUGUGAUUCAAUUUAAUUAUAUAUUUAUUGUUUGCUAUUAUCUGAUUAUAUUAAAGUUAAGAAUAUUGCAACUGAACAAAUGCUGUAUACUCAAUUUUAUCGUAAAGCAAGUUUGGAUAAAAUUGAAACGAUAAAUUUUCGUGAAGAAAAAAAUGUAUUUGGUAUAAAAUUUUGGGCCUAUAAUGAUGGUCAUGUACUUAGUGCAGCAAUGUUUAUGAUUGAAAUUGCUGGUGUUAAAAGAUUAUAUACUGUUGAUUUUGUUAGAUAAAAAGAUAAUUAUUUGAUGGCUGCUGAAAUAUCAGAUGUAUUAAUAACAGAAUCAACAUAUUUAUUUAAUUAUAUUCAUAUUAAAAUUUAAUUAUAUAUUUUUUUCAUUAUUAUUUUCGAGUAUUAAUUUUUUUUUUUUUUUAUUAUAUUUAUUCAAUGAUUUAAUAAAUCAAACAAUUAUCAUGUUAAUUAUUACUAUUUAAAUAAAAUAUACAAUUUAAUAUAAUUUCAUAAAAAUACA
Molecule: messenger RNA, 2871 nt
Organism: Aphidius gifuensis
Lineage: Eukaryota; Metazoa; Arthropoda; Insecta; Hymenoptera; Braconidae
Product: cleavage and polyadenylation specificity factor 73-like
Exons: 2
Coding region: 340-2379 (679 amino acids)
Biological process (GO): mRNA 3'-end processing by stem-loop binding and cleavage
Cellular component (GO): mRNA cleavage and polyadenylation specificity factor complex
Molecular function (GO): RNA endonuclease activity; RNA binding; 5'-3' exonuclease activity
Source: RefSeq, a predicted model, not a curated record